This is a messenger RNA of Leptidea sinapis, 1784 nucleotides long. Its product is annotated as fibroblast growth factor receptor 4. Lineage: Eukaryota; Metazoa; Arthropoda; Insecta; Lepidoptera; Pieridae. Gene Ontology annotation, biological process: positive regulation of kinase activity; cell surface receptor protein tyrosine kinase signaling pathway; protein phosphorylation. Gene Ontology annotation, molecular function: transmembrane receptor protein tyrosine kinase activity; ATP binding. The transcript is spliced from 10 exons. Gene Ontology annotation, cellular component: signaling receptor complex. The record is from RefSeq and is a predicted model, not a curated record. Bases 55 to 1746 code for a protein of 563 amino acids.
CUACGCCGAAAGUAGACGCUGAAAUGGUGUCAGUUAUGGGAGAUUACUUUAUCAAUGUCACGUGGACCCUACCGCCGCCGGAGGAGCGUUUACGACUACCCCCUGGAUUGCAAAAGCAGUAUUACUAUUUUAGGUAAGCAAAUGGUUUCCGACGCACAUCCUGCGCCUUGGUUUGCGAACAUCAUAUCCCGAGAGCAAGGGGCAUAUGGAUCAGUCACCGAACCCGAUAUGUUACGAUGGAUGACGCUGCCUGUAAGCAUAAGAAGUGGCAAACAACUUGAUAAGCGGAAGCGAGAAGUAGAACCAGACGUGAAACUACUUGCUAGAGUUAGUUUAAUUGAUGAGCGAGGUUGUGCUGGCCCAGCAGGGAACGCUACCGCCUAUGAUCCUGCAGAUGCACUAAAUGUUUCAAUAGGAUCCUAUAUUUUAUGGGCGAUAUUUGGCGGCUUCUGUGUAUUGGUGAUGGUCCUAAUAAUAGCGUUGAGCACGCGAGUUAUAAAGCAUCUUCUGAAGACGCUACGGCCCGCUACUGCUGCAUCUCCGCUGCAGCCAAUGUAUCAUCGCCCGAUAUGGUUCCUGCGGCAAAAUCCUGAAGUUCCUAUCAGAGGCCAGAUAGAAGAAAGUCCUCUUUAUGUGCUCAAGGAACUAGAGCCAGGUGAUGACUGCGAUAGCUGGGAGGUUAGCCGGUCCAGGGUGCACCUGGGAGCACUCAUAGGAAGUGGGGCCUUUGGGAGCGUACACGCUGCUCAUCUGGAUAUGCCUGGUGGUGAAACCAUCACUCUUGCUGCUAAAAUGCUUACAGUAACCACAGGUCAGGAAGAAAUGGACGACUUUCUGCGCGAAAUCGCUAUGCUGAAGCACGUCGGACAACACAAGCACGUGAUCAGGUUGAUAGCUUGCUGCACCAGAAGUGCCCCGCUGAUAGCGUUGCUGGAGCACGCGCCGAGGGGGGAUCUCCUGACUCUCUUGAGGGCAGCUAGAGGCAAGCGACAGGAUCUCAACAUAAAAGCCGAAUCUAAUGUCACUGGACGACCUUCGGAGGCUGAUACUGAGUACACAAACUUAAGUGAUUCUGACCCACAACUAGAUGACCCCAAGUUGUACAUCGACUCGGAGCAGGGCCAGCGAACGAAGCACCAUUACGUGGCUGAGCCGGCCCUGCACCUCGAUAGCAGCACCAUGAGGGACUAUGCACUACAGGUGGCUUUGGGGAUGAGGCAUUUAGAAGAACGAGGCAUUACCCAUAGAGAUUUAGCAGCACGGAAUAUCCUCGUAGAUGGCGCUGGGGUGCUGAAAGUAGCAGACUUUGGUCUCUCCAGAUCAGGUAUCUACGUGCACACCAGAUCACGGCCAGUUCCUCUGAGGUGGUUGGCUCCCGAAGCCAUCUUCGCGUCUCAGUACAGCGGCGCAUCCGAUGUUUGGGCUUUUGCUGUUCUGCUGUGGGAAAUCGCUACAUUGGGUGGUUUCCCGUACUCAGAGCUGAGCAAUCAAGAUUUACCCCCAUUUCUGACCACUGGUGGACGGUUGCCGAAACCUGCAAGGGCUUCCCCAAGACUGUACCAACUUAUGACCGAAUGUUGGUCGGACGAGGCGACAGUUCGACCAACAUUUGCCCAGAUAGUGGACAAACUAACAAUACAAAACCAACUGUAUGUGGACUUGGAUUGUGUUUUCCCACCGGUUGAGGAAAACUUCGCGGACUUAAGUGAUAUAGAUGUCUCUACGGACGGUUCUGUUUUUAAGUAGUGAAUUAAAGACUGAAUAUUUUUAAAUAUUGUUAUUUA